CUCGACGUCGACAACCCCUCAACGACACCCUCCCGUCCGUUACCUCUCCCCGUACGGUUCAUUUUCAAUCGCCAUAUAUAUCCAACAUGGCUGACGCUGCUCCUCGUGGACGUGGAGGAUUCGGUUCCCGCGGUGACCGUGGUGGUGACCGUGGCCGUGGCCGUGGUCGUCGUGGUCGUCGCGGCGGCAAGCAGGAGGAGAAGGAAUGGCAGCCCGUCACCAAGCUCGGUCGUCUCGUCAAGGCCGGCAAGAUCACCAGCAUGGAGCAGAUCUACCUCCACUCUCUGCCCAUCAAGGAGUACCAGAUUGUGGACUUCUUCCUCCCCAAGCUCAAGGAUGAGGUCAUGAAGAUCAAGCCCGUCCAGAAGCAGACCCGUGCCGGUCAGCGUACCCGUUUCAAGGCCGUCGUCAUCAUUGGUGACUCUGAGGGCCACAUCGGUCUCGGUAUCAAGACCUCCAAGGAAGUCGCUACCGCCAUCCGUGCCGCUAUCACCAUUGCCAAGCUCGCCGUCCUCCCCGUCCGUCGCGGUUACUGGGGUAGCAACCUUGGUGAGCCUCACUCUCUGCCCGUUAAGCAGAGCGCCAAGUGUGGUUCCGUCUCCGUCAGACUUAUCCCCGCUCCCCGUGGUACCGGCCUUGUUGCCUCCCCCGCCGUUAAGCGUCUGCUCCAGCUUGCCGGUGUCCAGGAUGCCUACACCUCCUCUUCCGGUUCCACCAAGACCCUCGAGAACACCCUCAAGGCCACCUUCCUUGCCGUCGUCAACACCUACGGCUUCCUUACUCCUAACCUCUGGAAGGAGACUAAGCUCAUCCGCAGCCCUCUUGAGGAGUUCGGUGAUGUCCUGCGCCAGGGCAAGAAGUACUAGAUUAUUAGUGCCGUGACGGGGAAAUAAAUUUGCAUGAUCGUUUUUUUUCUUGAACCAUUUUCCUACGGGAAUUCUACUUUUUUUUGGCUGUAGGAUCGGAAAAGCUGGAAUGAACUUUUUAUCUCACGCUCUACUACGCUACUCACGGCCAUGGAUGUAAUUACGGGAGGGACGACUUGAAAACGAAAUAGCGUGAAGUGAAUGAAAGCUUCCUUUUCGCCAGUCA
This is a messenger RNA of Aspergillus pseudotamarii, 1092 nucleotides long. Its product is annotated as 40S ribosomal protein uS5. Gene Ontology annotation, molecular function: RNA binding; structural constituent of ribosome. The coding region runs from base 87 to 866 and encodes 259 amino acids. The transcript is spliced from 3 exons. Gene Ontology annotation, cellular component: ribosome; cytosolic small ribosomal subunit. The record is from RefSeq and is a predicted model, not a curated record. Gene Ontology annotation, biological process: translation. NCBI's taxonomy places the organism in Eukaryota, Fungi, Ascomycota, Eurotiomycetes, Eurotiales, Aspergillaceae.